GAAAAUAAAUUGGCACCUUUACCGUCUCGCUGACAUGUACGAUCUCUGUAUGGCUAAUUAAGCGAAUGGCAGCCAGUCCAUAGAAGAGCAUAGAUUGAUCACUUUCAGCACACGAAAGAAUUUGUCUUCGAGCGACAGAUCCUGCACCUCGCGCCUGCUGCAGUGGUACUUCAUAUAGGGAUAGCAGCCGGUUCUCAGAAUGUGGUAGUUGGUGCCCGUGUCCAGAGUCCAAUUAAAGUGCGACAUUCCACGCUGAUCGUUGCUGACAUCCCUGAACUGAAAUUGCAGACUGUGUCAUAAGGAUUGUGUUUUUGUUGCGCAUUCCCUUACCUUCACGAAAUAUGAUGUCCAGGGCGGCUCUUGGCAUUGCUUCAAGUAUGCGGUCAACACUUCCGAGGCACGGGGCUUUAAUAAAACGCGGCGUGCUGGCUUAUUUCAGCAAAAGAUGCAAGUCCCGUCGUGCUCACCUGGUGGAAUACUUCGAUCAGGCGCCAAUUGUCAACGAGAAGCUGUUGGAGUACGAGGUAGGGUCAAACGAACGCAAAGAACUCGAGGAAUCGCUGCAAAAAAUUCUGGCCAUAGUCAAGCACGUGCCCAUCGUGAUCGAUGGUGUGGAGCACAAGGUUCCUGAAGAGCUGCAGCAGAUCUUGCCGUACAACAUCAAGAGGCCAAUAGCUCGAUAUGGCCACGCACCCAACGCCAUGUUGAAAAUGGCCAUCGGGAAGACUGUGGAGGCACAGGAGAGAUGGGACAAGACAACGUUAAGGGAGCGCAUGUACAUAUGGCAGCGGGCGGCUGAAAUGAUUGCCACCAAAUACCGCUUCGAUGUUGUCGCUGCCACAAUGCUCGGCCAGGGCAAGACACUGCGGCAGGCGGAGAUGGAUGUAGCCGAGCUGGUGGACUUUAUGCGCAUCAGUCCCGUCUUUCUGCGCGAUGUGGCCAACUACGAGCCAAUCAACGACUGUCCGGACACCCAGCGCAACUACAUGCGGCUGCGGGGCUUGACGGGCUUCGUGGCUGCCAUCAGUCCCUUCAAUUACACGAGCAUUGCGGCCAAUUUGGCCUUCACGCCGGCCCUGAUGGGCAACGCUGUGAUGUGGAAGCCCUCGGAUUCGGCCAUUCUGUCCAACUGGUUCGUGUUCCAGGCAAUGCGCGACGCUGGACUGCCCGAUGGUGUGGUCAACUUUGUGCCCUCCGAGGCGACGACCUUUGCCACAGCGGUCACGCAGCAUUCGAAGCUGGCUGGGAUUCACUUUACGGGCACCUCGGGCGUGCUGAAGGUGCUGUGGCAGCUGGUGGCCAACAACAUCGACGUCUACCAGAACUAUCCACGGCUGGUGGGCGACUCGGGUGGCAAGAAUUUUCACUUCGUGCAUUCGUCUGCCGAUCCCGAGACAACGGUGGCGUGCACCAUCCGAGCGGCCUUCGAGUAUGCCGGCCAGAAUUGCUCCUCCUGCUCGAUGCUGUACGUGCCCCAGUCGCUGUGGGAGUCGCACAUCAAGCAGCCGCUGCUGGACAUUAGCGCCGAGCUCUUUGUCAGCAAGGCCACCUACUGCGACUGCUUCUACUCGGCGCUGAUCAACAGGCGCGCCUACAAUCGCAUCUACAUGUGGCUGCGCUACAUUGGCCAGAAUCCCAGCUGCCAGCUGCUCACCGGCGGCACGUGCAGCCAGAAGCAGGGCUACUAUGUGGAUCCCACCGUUGUGCUGGUCAGCGAUCUGAACGAUCAAAUCUGCCAGAAGGAGCUGCUGGGGCCCAUACUCUGUGUGCAUGUCUAUGCGGACGAGGAGUUGGCGCCCACCAUGGCCAAGGUGGCGGAGAUCAAUCACGGCCUGAUUGGCUCCAUCUUUGCCAGCGACGCUAAUUUCAUCGAUGAGGCCUACAGGGUCUUCAAGUUUAAUGUGGCAAAUCUGAAUGUCAACGACAAGUCCACUGGCGCCAUGGUGGCCAAGCAGCCGUUCGGAGCCGGUCACAUGACGGGAACCAGCGACAAAUUGGGCAGUCCGCACGCCCUCUUGCGCUGGACAUCGCCGCAGGUUAUCAAGGAGUCGUACAAGCCACACGUCAACGUCUACUAUCCCUACAUGGAUAUAAGUGAUGACAUCAAGAACAUUGGCAAGCCUCAGCCCGAGGCCAAGCUCGAGGCCAAACCCACAGACGGCACUCAACUCUCCGCCUGAUACUCACUGGCUGGGCUUGGCUUGGCUUGUGUUCCUUUCUUGUGACCCAGAGAUCCCACUCACAGAUGGUUACAAAAUUUUAAUUGUGUUUUUUUAUUAAAAGGGCAGGCGAAAUAAUUAUUUUUGUGUGC
This is a messenger RNA of Drosophila obscura, 2311 nucleotides long. RefSeq names its product delta-1-pyrroline-5-carboxylate dehydrogenase, mitochondrial (gene P5CDh2). Gene Ontology annotation, molecular function: L-glutamate gamma-semialdehyde dehydrogenase (NAD+) activity. The record is from RefSeq and is a predicted model, not a curated record. Lineage: Eukaryota; Metazoa; Arthropoda; Insecta; Diptera; Drosophilidae. Bases 342 to 2180 code for a protein of 612 amino acids. The transcript has 3 exons. Gene Ontology annotation, cellular component: mitochondrial matrix.